AUGCGGGGAAACCCCAAUGGAUUUCUAGUCCAUCGCCUUAACCUCUCGGCCACGACGACAUAUCUACGCCACUUUUUCUUUAUUUCUUUAGCGUUACUCUGCAAGCAGCCAUCCAUCGCCUUAUAUUCUUCAUUUUUCCUUCCACCAUUUCCAUUCUUUCUUGUUCCUUAUUUUUAUUUUCUUCAUUUUAUUCUUCUUUUUCCUUCCCCCAUUUCCAAUUUUCCUUGUCCUUCUUCAUGUCAUUUUAUUCUUUCUUUUCCUUCCCCCAUUUUCAUGUCAUUUUAUUCUUCCCUGUUAUUUUCCUUCCUCCCCAUUUGCAUUGUUUCUUGUUCCCUUUCUGAUUUACUUUCUUUUCAUGUCCAUGUAUUCUUCUUUUUUCCUUCCGCCAUUUCCAUUCUUUCCUUGUUCCUUCUUCAGAUUUACUUUCCUGUCAUUUAUUCUUUCUUUUUUCCUUCCCCAUUUUCAUUCUUUUCUUGUUUCUUCUUCAUAUUUACUUUUUCCUGUCAUUUUAUUCUUCUUUUUUCCUUCCAUUUGCAUUGUUUCUGUUCCUUCUUCAGAUUUACUUUUUCAUGUCCAUGUAUUUUCUUUCCUUUUCCUUUCCUCCAUUUAUUCUUUCUUUGUUCCUUAUUCACAUUUACUUUUCCUGUCAUUUUUAUUCUUCCUUUUUCUUCCUCCAUUUUCAUUCUUUCUGUUCCUUUCUCAGAUAUUUACUUUUUUCCAUGUUUCCAUGUAUUCUUCUUUUUUUCUUUCCUCCACCUUUCCAUUUUAUUCUCCUUUUUCCUUCCCCAUUUCUUCUUUUCUUUUGUUUUUCAUAUUUACUUUUUCCUGUCAUUUAUUCUUCUUUUUUCAUUCCUCCAUUUGCAUUGUUUCUUGUUCCUUUCUCAAGUUUACUUUUCAUGUCCAUGUAUUCCUUCUUUCCUUCCCCCAUUUCCAUUGUUUCUUUUCUUUCUUUCUUUCAGAUUUACUUUUCCAUGUCCAUUUAUUGUUUUUUUUCCUUCCCAUUUUCAUUCUUUCCUUUGUUCCUUUCUCAGAUUUAUUUUUUCUGUCCAUUUUAUUCUUUCUUUCCUUCCCCAUUUCCAUUAUUUUUUUUUUUUUGUUUCUUCUUUAGAUUUACUUUCCUGUCAUUUUAUUGUUCUUUUUUCCUUCCCCCAUUUCCAUUCUUUUCUUUGUUUCUUCUUCAUAUUUACUUUUCCUGUCAUUUUAUUCUUCUUUUUUUCUUUCCCCAUUUCAUUCUUUUUUUUUGUUUCUUCUUCAGAUUUACAUUUCCUGUCAUUUAUUCUUCCCUUUUCCUUUCUCCAUUUCCAUUCUUUUCCUUUGUCCUUCUUCAGAUUUACAUUUCCUGUCAUUUUAUUCUUCCUUUUCCUUCCUCCAUUUGCAUUGUUUCUUGUUCCUUUCUCAGAUUUACUUUUCAUGUCCAUGUAUUCUUCUUUUCCUUCCUCCAUUUCCAUUCUUUCCUUGUUCCUUCCUUUCUCUGUCAUUUAUUCUCCUUUUUCCUUUCCUCAUUUCCAUUCUUUUCUUCUUUCCUUCUUCAUUUACAUUACUGUUAUUUUAUUUCUUUCUUUUUCCUUUUUUUCCAUUUGGUAUUGUUUUCUGUUCUUUUCUCAGAUUUUACUUUUUCAUGUCCAUGUAUUCUUCUUUUUCCUUUCCCCCCCAUUUCCAUUCUUUUUCUUUUUUUCUUUCUUCUUCAGAUUUACUUUCUUCCUGUCAUUUUAUUGUCUCUUUUUUUCCUUCCCCAUUUUCAUUCUUUUCCUUGUUCCUUCUUUUCCAGAUUUAUAUUUCAUGUCAUUUAUUCUUCUUUUUCCCAUUCCAUUUGCAUUGCUUCUUUUUCCCCCUUCCCCCCCCCUUUCCAUUUUUUUUUUUUUUUUUCCCCCCCCUUCCCCCCCCUUUUUUUUUUUUUUUCCUUCCCCCCUCAUCCUUUUUUUUUUUUCCCUUUCCUUUUCCGAUUUUUCUUUUUCUUUUUUCCUUUUUUUUUUUUUUCCCCUUUCCCCCCCUUUUUUUCCCCUUUUUUUUCCCCCCCCAUCCAUGUUUUUUUUUUUUUUCCCUUCCCCCUUUUCCAUUUUUUUUUUUUCCUUUCCCCCACCCAUGAUUUUUUUUUUCCCCCUUCCCCCUCCAUGA
This is a messenger RNA of Acanthosepion pharaonis, 2115 nucleotides long. The record is from the annotation of a GenBank genome assembly. NCBI's taxonomy places the organism in Eukaryota, Metazoa, Mollusca, Cephalopoda, Sepiida, Sepiidae.